GUUGAAAGGAUCCUUGAUAAGAGGAAAAGCAACAAAGGGAAGACAGAGUAUUUGGUUCAGUGGAAAGGCUAUGGCAGGGAGGAUGCCACCUGGGAGCCAGAGCAGCACCUGGUGAACUGCGAGGAGUGCAUCCACGACUUCAACCAGUGCCACAGUGAGAAGCAGAAGGAGGGCACCUUCUCCAGAGCCAACCAGACCUCUGCAAACAAUGGCCAGAAGCGGAUCUCCAGAUCCACCAGCAGCAGCUUCUCCAAGGCUGCCUCCAAGGCCCUAGUGGUGGGCAAGGAGCAGGAGGCCAAGAGCAGCCUGCUGGUUACUGCCAGCCAGAAGUUCAGGAAGAGCCCCAUGCCAGGCAUGGCCACCUGCAAGAACCUGGACCUGGCCAAGUCUGACAUCAGGAUCCUCGUGCCCAAGAGCCCCAUCCAGGGCAGCACUGGGGUGCACGGCUUUCAGGACGACAGCCCCGAGAAGCUGGACCCCGUGGAGCAGGGACUGGAGGACACAGCAGCCAGGGAGGUUGUGGCCGAGAAGCCAGGUAGGGGCCCUUCUGGGCCAGGUGGUGGUGCGGGCCUGGAUGGGGAGCUGCCUGUGGAUACACCCGCUGGUGCAGCAGGUGUUGGCCCCGCAUCGGCGGCUGUGACCACGGGGCUGGCCGUGAACGGGAAAGGCAUCUCCCCGUUCAUGGGUGCCUUGAUGGCUAACGGGAUGACCUCCCUGCAAACGUCAGCCACGGGCAUAACGGCCGGGAAGAGGAAGUUCAUCGAGGACAGGCGAGACCAGUCCUUUGACAAGCUGCUGGGCUUGCACGUGCGGCAGACGGAGAGCGCCUCCAGGUACCGGGACAUCAUGGUCCGGAAGCAGGAUGGCUUCACCCACAUCCUGCUGUCCACCAAGUCCUCUGAGAACAACUCGCUGAACCCGGAG
Molecule: messenger RNA, 924 nt
Organism: Rangifer tarandus platyrhynchus (Svalbard reindeer)
Lineage: Eukaryota; Metazoa; Chordata; Mammalia; Artiodactyla; Cervidae
Source: the annotation of a GenBank genome assembly